GUCACGUGUCCUCCCAGAUAGGAACGGGGUUGAGGUGGGAUUGUUCCUACUUGCUCGCUAGACUCAUGGCAGAUAUAUAGAUAGAUAGAUCAUACAGAGAGGAGAAAAAGGAGUUAGUCGAACCAUAUUUCUCUUCUCAUUAUUCUAGUUUGCUCGAAGAGGAAUGACUACACCCAUACCAAUUACAGCAGCAGUAACACCCAUCAUCUCUUCUUCUUUAUCAUCGUCGUCGUCGUCGUCAUCAUCAUCAUCAUCCAUACACAUUAAUAGAACCGGCAAUGUUUCUAUCAAGUCUUCGCCUUCGUUUGCAGUUUCAUUUUCAUUUUCACCUUGUGUCACUGUUUCCCGCCUCAACCUCCAAAUAAGAAGAAGAACAAGGAUGAUUUCUUGCGAGGUCGCCCUCAAAUCAGAUUCCACGGCCUCUUCCUCCUCCUCCGUUGGCAAAGACGAUUCAUCAUCAGCAUCAGCAGCGCUACUUGAUGAGGCCAAGAAGAUCGGAGCCAGGGUUAGGGUUAAAGUGCCUUUGAAGGUGUACCAUGUUCCCAGGCUGCCGGAGGUGGAUCUGACUGGUAUGGAAGGCCAGCUCAAGCAGUACGUUGGGCUCUGGAAGGGGAAGAGAAUCUCCGCCAAUUUUCCUUACAAGGUCGAGUUCCGUACUGAAAUCGAAGGCCGCGGCCCUGUCAAGUUCUUUGCCCAUCUCAAGGAGGACGAGUUCGAAUAUCUCUGAACCGAAAGUCUAGUCGGGCAGUCAAAAUUGUUGCACUCUUCUAUGUAAUCUCCCCGACACCCCCUUUUUUUUAAUUUUAUUUUUAAAAGUCCUAUUAUUAUGUUUUUGUUAUAAUAAUUACUCCUACUUAUUAAAGUUGUUGCGCAUUUUCGCUUGUUUUGAGAA
Molecule: messenger RNA, 892 nt
Organism: Corylus avellana
Lineage: Eukaryota; Viridiplantae; Streptophyta; Magnoliopsida; Fagales; Betulaceae
Product: ferredoxin-thioredoxin reductase, variable chain, chloroplastic
Biological process (GO): photosynthesis
Source: RefSeq, a predicted model, not a curated record